Messenger RNA from Cuscuta campestris, 1340 nucleotides. The record is from the annotation of a GenBank genome assembly. Lineage: Eukaryota; Viridiplantae; Streptophyta; Magnoliopsida; Solanales; Convolvulaceae.
GCAGACCUGCACAGAUUAGAGUGACAAGAUUGUUCAAAAAAAAUUAAAACAAGAGUAAUGUUAGAGUCGGAAAUAAAAAAUUCACAAAAUUUACAAACUUGCCAAAUAUGUAAAGUAAUGGAUUCAAUAAUAGUCUCAAAUAAUUAAAAAAUUAAAAAAAUACACAAAUAUUCCAUUUAUGUAUUUUGUGAGCGUUUGUUUGUGACUCAAAUUCAUGAGUAAUGUUAUAGUUAAUGACACGUGUCCACGUCGAAGGGAUAUUUCUUCAUCCAGCCAUGACACGAUUAGCGCCGCCAUGUUCCGGAGGCUCAAUCGGCGCUGUCCGCCGGAUGUGUGGCCUUCUCCUAGAUAAUUUAUCAAUUCCCAUCAGGCUAUGCUGUUGCCAGAGUGAGCAUUCCUACAUCAACAAGCCUAUGAAGUACUGGGAUGACUUCUACAAGCGCCACCAAAACAAGUUUUUCAAGGACAGACAUUACUAGGAGAAGGAUUGGGGGAGCCAUUUUUCUAGUGAAUAUGGGGAUGGUGAAGGAAAGGCCGUUUUAUAGGUUAUUCCUUUGCGUCAGUUUUUUUUACUUCUUCUUAAACACCUCACAACAUUGAAUUGGAAAAGUAUUGUACAAUUACAUGUAGGCUGUGGAGCUGGAAAUUCAAUCUUUCCACUUGUUUCUUCAUUUCCCAGGAUCUUUGUUCAUGCUUGUGAUUUUUCAGCCCAAGAAGUAACACUCGUUAAGGUUGUUUGGACUACUUCCAAACAGUCACAUUCUUUUUCAAGAUUAUGCAUGUGGAGAUUUUUCUCAAGUAUGAAAUGAUGUCAUAUCUGCAUCAAAACAUCAACGUCGCACAACUUUUGCUGAUGUUUAACAAGAUCCCUUUGUUCUAUUUCUUGCAAAAAAUAAAAUAACUCUUAUUUCUACUCUUUUUCCCUUCAAAUUUUUAGGUGAAGUUGCACAAAAGAAACCAGAUGAUUAGUGAUAAUUUUUAUUUUCGAGAUUGAACUGUAAGUUCCCCAAUAUGUAAACUCUGGAGAUUAUUUAUAUUGAUACCAAGAAUACUUGUCAACGUUAUUUGUAAGCGCUGGAUUUGAUGUUGUAGAUAUGAACACAUACUCUAUGGAAAUAGUGAAUCGUUAUCAGAAUAUUACCAUGCCCAGGCGGUGGCUACGAGCUUCUUUCAGGAAGUUGUAAAUUUUGGAUGCUUCUUCCCCUCCACCUUUCUGUUAAUGGGCCAUUUAAGUUGAAGAGUCAGUUAUUACUAUGCAUCAGACGCUACUGCCUACAGACUAAUAUUGUUCAUGAGGUAAGAUAAUCCAAGAUUAAAGGGAAUGAAUGAAAGAUAAUUCU